Trichomonas vaginalis G3 is the source of this 723-nucleotide messenger RNA. RefSeq names its product RNA polymerase II transcription regulator recruiting protein. The record is from RefSeq and is a predicted model, not a curated record. The coding region runs from base 1 to 723 and encodes 240 amino acids. Gene Ontology annotation, molecular function: DNA-binding transcription factor activity, RNA polymerase II-specific; RNA polymerase II cis-regulatory region sequence-specific DNA binding. NCBI's taxonomy places the organism in Eukaryota, Parabasalia, Trichomonadida, Trichomonadidae. The transcript has a single exon. Gene Ontology annotation, biological process: regulation of DNA-templated transcription. Gene Ontology annotation, cellular component: nucleus.
AUGAUAGAUGUCAAGAGGCAGCCUUGGAAACCAGAAGAAGAUUCAUUCCUUAGAAAUUUAGUUACAGAGACGGCAAAUCCAAACUGGAAAGACAUCUCUCGAAGAGUUUCUGAAAAAUUUACACAGCGAUCGUCCAAACAAUGUAGAGAUAGAUACAACAACUACUUAGAUCCUAAAAUAGAUACAUCAUCUAAUGUUUGGAGUCCAGAAGACGACUAUGUUCUUGCGAAAAUGGUUUUAACUUAUGGAAAUAAGUGGACAGCAAUUGCGAAGCUGAUGCCAGGCAAGUCUGAAAACAUGGUCAAAAACAGAUGGAAUAGCUCACUUAGCAAGCGCGCGCAUUAUGUCGGAAACAUGAUAAUAAUUGACGAACAUAAAGGGCCUGGUAGGACUCCUAAGUACCCACAACAUGAAGAGCCCCGCCAAUGCUACUCUGUUCCAUUGUUUCCACAAAGUAUUUCUCAAUUUUCAUCAGGAAAUAAUACAAUUAUUACACAUCAACCGAUUGAUACUUCUUGGCGUAAUGUCAAAGGUGUACAAAGCUUUAUGCCACCAAACUUUCCACGUUUUCAUCAACCAGAUCAAGCGACAUCUCAAUCUCCUGAAAUUCCGAAUCCUACUCAACCAAAUCCAGAACAGUCUGCGAAACCUGAACAAAGUGAUCCGAAUGCUCCUAAAUACUCAGUGCAGAGUUUUCUCAAUUCUGCAAAAGAAACAAAUUAA